Molecule: messenger RNA, 1287 nt
Organism: Alternaria incomplexa
Lineage: Eukaryota; Fungi; Ascomycota; Dothideomycetes; Pleosporales; Pleosporaceae
Exons: 2
Coding region: 1-1287 (428 amino acids)
Cellular component (GO): cytoplasm
Molecular function (GO): exopolyphosphatase activity
Source: RefSeq, a predicted model, not a curated record
AUGGCGGUGCCGAGGAAUUCUUUGCGAGCCUUUCUCACACACGCGAGAGGCGCUCUCCGGAGCGCCAUUGAAACUAGUCAGAAGAUUACAUUCGUCAUUGGCAAUGAAUCUGCGGACCUUGAUUCGAUGUCAUGUUCCAUUUUGUACGCAUACCUCCGGUCCAUGUCGCCGCCCAAAAAUGCCUUUAGCCCACUUUACGUACCAAUCACAAAUAUUUCAGCUUCCGAUAUUCAGCUACGACCGGAAUACUUGGCCGUAUUCAAGCACGCCAAUAUUGAGUCAAAGCACUUGAUCACGUUGGAUGACCUUCCUGCUUUGUCAGACAUACAGUCGAAGCUCGCGCCUGAAAAUACCAAAUGGAUCUUGGUAGACCACAAUGCGCUGCAGGGCCAAUUGGGCAAAAUAUAUGCAGAGCGUGUCGCUGGUGUCAUUGAUCAUCAUGACGAUGAGAAAAAAGUACCGGAAGACACAGGCGACGAGCCGAGGAUAAUCGAGAAGUGUGGCAGCUGCACUAGCUUGAUUGCAAACUACUGUCAGCCAUCAUGGGACAUGGCUUCCGCGUCUGCCUUGUCUUCGGGGGCAGCCCAUGCGCAGGGUGACAGCAUGUCCAACGACGCUGCCUUUGUCAAGCGCUGGGAUGCAGACGUCGCCCAGUUGGGACUGGCCAGCAUUCUCAUCGAUACGGCCGAUCUCCACGACGAGAACAAAACGACCGAGCAUGACCGUAAGGCAGUCGAGUACCUGGAAGCUAAGAUCAUGCUCUGUCCCCCGCUGGCUGCAAGCUUCGACCGCGCCAGCUUCUACAAGGAGAUCAACGCAGCAAAGAAGGACAUUGGAAGCCUAAAGCUGCAAGACAUACUUCGGAAGGAUUAUAAGCAAUGGGACCAGGGUGGCCGAAAGCUCGGUGUUAGUUCUGUUGUCAAGCCUAUAGGAUUUCUCCAGAAGAAAGCUGGCGACGAAGCAGGUGCUCAGGCAUCCGACGCGUUCCUCAAAGCGUUGGAGGACUUUGCAAGGGAGCGUGGAUUGGACAUGUAUUCCCUGAUGACCACGUCGUCGGGUGCAGAUGGGCAAUUCCAGAGAGAACUGUUACUAUGGGCCUUCAACGACGGCGCCGUGUCGGCUGCCAAAACAUUUGCCACGAAUUCAAAAGAUGAGUUGGGAUUGGAGGACUGGCAGGGCUCCGACGACAUUGACAGCGAGAGCGAGUGGAGAAAGACUUGGUGGCAGCGACAAGUGCAGCACAGUCGGAAACGUGUCGCUCCUCUACUCAGGGAAGCCAUGCCUUGA